AUGGCCAUUUAUAACAGGCUGGGUACCCUUGAUGGGAUGGUUGCCUUUGGUGUGAUGGAUACUUCUAGGUGUGUACUUUGUGAGGCUAAUGAUGAGAACCAUAAUCAUUUAUUCUUUGAGUGUUCUUACUCUUUUAGAAUCUGGUCCACUAUGACAGCUAAGUGUAAUGUGAAUUGGCCUAAAUUGAAUUGGAACCACCUUGUGAAUUGGUUAGCUACACAGCUUACUGGCUCUUCUCUGGCUGUUACUAUUUGUAAAUUGGUCUUCACUUACUCUAUUUACUGUAUCUGGCUGGAAAGAAAUUGUAGAAUUUUCCAAGCUACAAAGUCUACUGAGGUGGCCAUCAUCAGCAGGAUUAAGGAACUAGUAAGAUACAGGGUGAUGUCCAUCACUAACUUCAAGGCUGAUUUAACUAAUAAUUGCUUCUUGAAGGAAUGGUCUCUACCUGCUUCUGUGAUCAAAUCUGGUUUGGCUGGUCUUAAUGUUUAG
This is a messenger RNA of Camellia sinensis, 489 nucleotides long. The record is from RefSeq and is a predicted model, not a curated record. NCBI's taxonomy places the organism in Eukaryota, Viridiplantae, Streptophyta, Magnoliopsida, Ericales, Theaceae.